Etheostoma cragini (Arkansas darter) is the source of this 2562-nucleotide messenger RNA. It is a transcript of the gene zdhhc12b, whose product is annotated as zinc finger DHHC-type palmitoyltransferase 12b. Gene Ontology annotation, molecular function: protein-cysteine S-palmitoyltransferase activity. Gene Ontology annotation, biological process: protein targeting to membrane; peptidyl-L-cysteine S-palmitoylation. Gene Ontology annotation, cellular component: Golgi apparatus; endoplasmic reticulum. NCBI's taxonomy places the organism in Eukaryota, Metazoa, Chordata, Actinopteri, Perciformes, Percidae. The record is from RefSeq and is a predicted model, not a curated record. The transcript is spliced from 5 exons. Bases 466 to 1278 code for a protein of 270 amino acids.
GGGAAGUGAGAUGCUUUAUGUCCCUCCCGGCCACUCUAUCCAGGACUGUCUCGUGACUGACGCUGGCCAAUCACAGCUUAGACUGCACAGGAACAGCAACAAAAUAAUAAAUGCAGAAUGCUAGAACGAACCAAGCUUAAACUCAAAUGUUGUGUAUUUUUACUUGUAUUUAAUUCAACGUUUGGCUCAGGCACAAAUGAAAAACCAAAUAGACUGAACUGUCGCAGGCUAGUGCUACUCUUAGUUAAUGCCCUGGUGAGGUUAACGUUAGCUAACGCUAGCUUUCUGACAGGACGCUUUUUUGAUGUACUAGGAAUUACAGUUGUUUAGCUAGCUAGGUUAACGUGCUAGAUAUCAUUUUGCCAUCCGUUUACGCUACUAUCGUUACACCGACUAUCCUGUCACUGACGGUCCUGCCACUCUGAACCGAGCAUCCAGGUCCAUCUCUAACAUGCUAGUAGGACCAUGUUCAAAAAUGUUUUUGGCUCAGGGUUUCUGGUAAGAACAGCUCAUGUGAUUUUGACAUGGGUCAUAGCAUUAAUACUCUUCCUACAUGAUACAGAGCUGAGGAAGCAGGAGGAGACCGGCCAGCUUGUCCAGCCUGUGGUCUUUGUCCUGUUGGUGCUGGUGUCGGUGUUGCUCUAUUUCGCCGUUUCUCUGAUGGACCCAGGUUUCAUUUUGUCUGAUGACAGCGAUUUACAGUUCACGCUGGGAGUGACUGAAGAGCAGCAGGACAUGAUCCCACCCACCACCAAAUCCCUUCGACAGCGCCGUUGUGGCCACUGUCUGCUGCAGCAGCCAAUGAGAUCAAAGCACUGCCAGACGUGUCAGCACUGUGUCCGGCGUUACGACCAUCACUGCCCCUGGAUUGAGAACUGUGUUGGUGAGAGGAACCACCGCUGGUUUGUGCUUUACCUUGCUGUCCAGCUGCUAGUGCUGCUGUGGGGGCUGCACAUUGCCUGGACGGGCUUCAGUUACGCACCCACAUGGCAGCUGUGGUUGCGUACCAAUGGCAUUCUGCUGGCCGUGGCCGUGCUGGUGGCUCUGCUCUCUCUGAUUGUGCUGCUCCUGCUCGGCUCCCAUCUUUACCUGGUUUCUCUCAACACCACCACCUGGGAGUUCAUGUCACGCCACCGCAUCUCCUACCUCAAACACUGCGGCGCUGAUGAAAAUCCCUUUGACCGUGGCACUUUCCACAACCUUUGGGGUUUCUUCUGCGUGUGGGGCACAGUGGUGUGGGAACAGGUGUACUUCAGGGAGGGCAGCGACCAAGUCUAGUGACACAUGACAAGCAUUAACACACAGAAAGGAAUUUCACUCAUGAACAACCUUUCUGGUUUUUGGGAUCAGACACAAACUAUCCUGGUGUGCGGUUUACCUUCUAUGUAAACACUAAUGUUGUUGUCCCACAUUUCCGCUCAUAUCUCCUUUUAUCGGUUCAUCCCUGCACUGUUGUUACAGUGCACCGCAAUUGUUUUUUCCUCCUCUACCUGUGUAACAGUUUGAAUCACAGGUUACCAGCACUACAGCCCUUAUUCCAACUUCCAAUUGUUUACAGCCAUUCAAGUAUACAGUACCAUUUCCCCAAGGCACUUUACUAAUCGAUUUUAAGGCUUUAAGUAGAGCUAGUAAUAAAGCCCUGUCGAGUUACGCUUGGUCUGUGUUAAUGCACCCACAUUCUACUUGACCCUUGUUUUUGCAUGCUCUGUCUACUGAAUAGUUUUUUGUCAGCAUUUGUAACAUGUUUAAAAACUCCUCAAGUACUUCUAGUCGUUCAGUGACGAAUGGUAAACCUGACUGAUGGACUUACUUUUAAUACAUAUCAAACAACUCAUUAACAUUUGAUUAAAUAGUAUACUUGUUUUAGGUGCAUGUGUAGACAAUCCAGAUCUAUGGUAGGUAUAGGUUCUUACUGGAGUCAGAUCCUGAUUAACAAGUUUGGUAUAUUUGUUUUAGUGUAGAAAGCUUAGUUCUGUUCUCAUUUCAUGUGCUACAUUGCUGUAACUCCUGAGUCGCGGCUUUUUUCUUCAAAUAAAACUGUUAGCCGAAGUGAGGAAAGGCAACAGCCUUUUUUGUUAUUUUUUUUGCUAAACUGUUCAGCAACUCAGUAGAUUUAUGAAAAUAUGAAAUAGUAAAAACAGCUGUAUUGUUCCUAGCAUUUAAUCCAACCAGGACGUACAAGAUGCUUAGACUUUCAAUGGACAGCAUUUUAAGCUAUUUUAUAUUGUACAUACAUUUUUUUUACAAUUAUGAACCAGAAAAUGUCUUUAGAUUUUUUUUAUGGCUAUUUUAAUGAAGUAAAUUCAAGAAUACUGUGGAACAGUAGCUAAUAGUAAGUAGAGAGCUUUGGGUGCAAUUCAUGUUUGGUAUUUCCAUUUGAACAUUUCCUUGUGCAAUAGUAACCUUGUAAGACAGCAAUAAAUGUGAUGUUGAAUUCUGGUUAUAAUGAAUUAACAUUUAAUUCAUGUUGUGUACUUCUGAACUAUAUGCAAUACUGUCAUGCAAUGUUUUUUACUACUUUGAAAUGACUGUUUACAUCAAAUAAAUGUUUCAUUAAGAGUU